Messenger RNA from Alligator mississippiensis (American alligator), 3319 nucleotides. RefSeq names its product cilia and flagella associated protein 69 (gene CFAP69). Gene Ontology annotation, cellular component: sperm midpiece; non-motile cilium. The coding region runs from base 16 to 3093 and encodes 1025 amino acids. Lineage: Eukaryota; Metazoa; Chordata; Crocodylia; Alligatoridae. The record is from RefSeq and is a predicted model, not a curated record. Gene Ontology annotation, biological process: response to odorant; olfactory behavior; positive regulation of flagellated sperm motility. The transcript has 23 exons.
CACCCCCUUACCUGAAUGCGCGGUCAAGGGCGCCGGGCGGGGCGUGCUCGCGCUUUACGGGGCGCCCUUUCCGCCGCCUGGGAAUGCGCGUUUCUCGCCGGGCAGCGGCUCUUCCGGGCUUCCGUAGGCGGCUUUCCCCGCUGCCAUGGCGACGGCGCCCGGCUUGUGUUGGUGCCGCUGGGGCUCCCUCGCGCCGCUGCCAUGUCCUCGCUGGCGCGGCCCGAGCCCGCCCGGCCCCUCGCCCUGGCCCCGGGCCUGGCCCCGUCCCGCUCCCCGUCCUGGGCCGCAUCCCGCUCCCCGUCCCGGCGGGCCGGCGCGGACUGGCGCCGCGACAGCUCGGCCGCCCGGGCGGCGGGCGCGGAGGUCGGCGCCGGCCAGGAUAUUCAGCUGCAGUCUCUGGAUCUUAAUCGCAUCAUCAAGCUGCUUGAAGAGUCAAACUCAAAUAAUUUGGAAGAAAAACAGCUGCAAAUUCUCCAGAAGGUAGUGACGCACUUCGAGAAUGGGCUUCCUCUUAAGGACUUAGCAGAGAUAUUUAAAAUUCUUAACCUAUGUGCAGAAAAAAUUCAAGACCGGGAAGCUUUCAUUGAGCCUACAUGUGAAAUUCUUAAAAUAUGUGGGUUACCAUUUUUAAAAAAUAAAUUAUCUGAUGAAAUAAACUAUACCAAGACAGUCUCAGAAUCAAUUGCACAACUUGGUUACUUAAUGAGGGUGCCAAGUUCUCAAGUCAGGAUACAAAUUUGUAAAUGUAUCAUUAGCUUUUAUGAUGCAAAACCACCAAGAAAACAGCUUUCAGGUUAUCAGCGAACAGUUGCAAACUAUAAGAUACAAAUGGCUGAAUUAGGAGGAUUAGCAGAAACUCUAGUUUUGUCACUGGCAUUAGUUGAGAAUCAACUUGCUGAGAAGUUAUGGGUACUUAAAGCCUUACAGCAUCUUUCCAGCUCUGGAGUAAAUUGCAAACUUAUGAUGAAAGCCCAAGCAGCCAGUAGAAUCUGUUCUCAUCUAAAUGAUGUUGAUCCCUCUGGACAACUACUGUUUCGUUCAUCAGAAAUCUUAUGGAAUUUAUUAGAAAACACCCCCCAGGAAGAAAUUGUUAAUCAGCUCAGUAACUUGGAAUGCAUAUAUGCCUUAAAGGAAGUAUUUAUGAAUCUACUUAUGCAUGGUUUCCGCCAUUAUGAUCGACAACUAAGAAAUGACCUCUUAGUGAUAGCCACCCUCAUAGCUGAAAACCUUGAAGCACCAAUGAUUGAAAGUGGUUUUACCAAGCAGUUAAUACUAUUAGCAACAUUUAGUGAAGUUAAAAUCUAUAAUCACUUGUCAAGAGGAUUUAAAUUUACCUACAGUUACGAGGAUUUUGAGAUGAAAAAGUUGCUGUUUAACAUUGUUGCAGUCUUAGCUAAGGAUCUCUGUGCUGUACAGCUACUUAGUGAGGGGAAAGUGAUCCUAGCAUUAUUUUAUUAUGUAAAACCAAAUGAAAAGCCUGGUGUUCAUGAUUGGUCUGCUGCCCAGUAUGAAGAAUUACAGCUUCAUGCAAUUGCUACCUUAGCUUCAGUGGCUCCUUUGUUAAUAGAUGACUAUAUGACCUGCCAAGGGAAUACUCGGCUCCUUAUGUUCCUGGAAUGGUGUGUGGGCCAAGAUCCCUUCUUUGGUCAAGGUAACAGUUUCCAUGGUACAGGUGGUCGUGGCAACAAACUUUCACAAAUGCGCUACAGUCUGAGAGUGCUGAGACCUGUGGUGUCCCUUUGUGACAAUGCUGUGAACCUCGAUCUCUGUGAUCAGGGAGCAAUUAGCCAGCUGUUAGAUCUCUUAAAGUAUGCAGCAAACAUAUCUAAAGAAAAGGAAGAUGCCAUCAUACUGGAGAUUCAGACUGAUAUAUUACUCAUCCUGUCUAUUGUUUGUGAGAAUGAUCUCCACAGAAAGGAGCUCUUUGGCUGUGAAGGAGUGGAUAUACUUAUCCCAUUACUGAAGAUGGAUCCUAAGAAGUUCUAUAGUGGAUUAGGUCACAAUCGACUCCUUUUUAGCACACUGGAUUGUUUGUGGUGCUGUGUCAUGGGAUGUUACAUUGCAGAGGACUAUUUUCUCGAGAAAGAGGGCAUUUUUCUCCUUCUGGAUUUAUUGGCAUUAAAGCAAAAGAACAUGUGCAACUUAAUCCUUGGAAUAUUGGUUGAAUUUUGUGACAAUCAUAAAACCGCUUCUCACAUCAACACCUGGCGAGGGCACAAAGAUCAGACGGCAGCUAGCCUUUUAAUCCAGUUGUGGAGACAAGAGGAGAAGGAACUGGGAGUCAAACAGGACUCAAAUGGAAAAAUUAUUGAUCCAAAGAAACCUUUGGUUACCAGUUUCCAAAAACAGCAAGGAGUGAUGCCGAUGUCUGCCAACUGCCCCAGCAUUGCUAUCCUGGAAGUCUCUGAGAAUAUGAGGGCAAAAAUUUAUUCUUUAUUGUAUAAAAUAGGCUUCGAAAAUUUGCCUGGUUUGUCUGCUAAGGAUUUUGUCACGCUUGCCAUCAUACGUCGUUAUCUUGACUUUAAAGUUGGGGAAGUCUGGAAUGAAGUGCUUGCAGAACUAAAGGAAGAGGAGUUCAGACCAGUGACUCCUGAUCAGGAAGCCUUGAAAGUUAUUUCAGAGGUGACAGAAAGUGUUGGAAAGAUGGUUGCUGCUCUUCAGACUGAAAUGCUUGAAAGUCACCAACAUCAGGAACUCCAGGAGGAAGAAAAGAUUUAUACAAAAAUUCAAGCUAUCCAUAAGCAAAAAGAAAUGGUGAAUAAAUCUUGGGAAAACUUUUUGACUCGGACAUCAAAUUAUGAGGCUUUAAAGAAAGCAAAAAGACUUCAGGAAAAAUCAGUAGAAGCUUCUAGAUCAAAGUCAAGGUCACAAAAUGCAACCACCCACUCAACUGAAGUAAAAGGCCUAAAUACAACAGUUGCAUCUGGUCGCUUAGUAACUGUAGAAAGUACGCCUUCUCAAUUAACUGGAGGGCCACUGGCUGAUACAGACCUUUCUCUUGGAAAGAUCUCUGUUCGUGGAGGAGCCUUAAAAAAAAUCAAAGGAGUUAAAGUGUUGGACCCAUUCAAAAAAGAUUCAGUAUCUAUAAAAUAAACACUGGCUGGGAGUAUUUCAGACGGUGCUUUUUAUUUUUUCUUAUUCAUACAUAUAGUAUAUUUUAGGCGGCCAAAUAUUUGUAAAAUAUAAUCUAUUUGUAUUGCUUUGAUAAAAAUGCAUAGAAAAUACUAUGAAAUGAAUAAGUAUAGAUUAAAAUAUAUUUUGUUUUAUACACAGUAAUGGAAACAUCAAGGUGUUUAUGAAUAAAGAAGUCCAUGCAGUA